Messenger RNA from Drosophila persimilis, 3485 nucleotides. Its product is annotated as protein lozenge. Gene Ontology annotation, cellular component: nucleus. Gene Ontology annotation, molecular function: ATP binding; DNA-binding transcription factor activity, RNA polymerase II-specific; RNA polymerase II cis-regulatory region sequence-specific DNA binding. Bases 322 to 2925 code for a protein of 867 amino acids. Lineage: Eukaryota; Metazoa; Arthropoda; Insecta; Diptera; Drosophilidae. The transcript has 6 exons. Gene Ontology annotation, biological process: regulation of DNA-templated transcription. The record is from RefSeq and is a predicted model, not a curated record.
UUUAGUACGACCCGCGAGCGCACCUGCUCGACCCACCCACACAUGCUCGUGUGCCCGCCCAGAUAUCCGUAGUUGUGUGAUCGAUCUCUUUUUUUUAACAACUAUUUCAUGAAGAGGGAGCAGCACUCUUUCCGUGUCUGUGUGUGUAAAGAUAAGGAUUUACGGAUGAAUGAACAAAACACUUGCCAGUCGAUAAGCGCCCUCCAGCAGCAGCUUCAGCCCGCACUGUAGACUGAUAAAAGGCAGAGAAAGGAGAGAAAAGAGAAAGAAGGAAGCAGCUCGAAAGCAGAUCAAAGUAAACCGAUCCGAGGGCCGCGCCGAAUGCAUUUGCAUCUAUUGGCCAGCGACCCAGCAAAAACGCAACAGUCCAUCAGCAGCAGCAGCAGCGGCAGCAGCAGAUCCAGAGGAAGAUCCAGCGGCCGCCGCCCCCAUACGGGUGCCUCCUCAGCAGCAGCAGCAGCAGCAGCAGAAGCAGAAGCAGGAGCAGAAGCGCUAGAGUCCACCACCCCCGAUCCCGCCGCCAGCGACGCGGGCCCUGCCACUGUGGCGCCCGUCAGCAUCGCUGGCCCCGGCCGCCUGGCGCGCAGCAUCAACGGCAGCAGCGUCGGCAGCCACCACCCACACUCGUACUACCCCCCCUAUCCGCACCACUACACCCACAAUCCUCACUCGCAUCCGCACCUGCAGCACCUACAGCAUCACCACCAUCCGCACCACGCGCACCCGUCCCACCACAGCAUGGUGACAUCCUCCACCUCGCCCACGGGCAACGGCUGGAGCACGCCGGGCGACUACAAAGGGGCCACGGCCGCCACCGCACCUGCCGCCCCGUCGGUGGUCACGGCCGCCACAGCAUCCACAGCCGCUGCCGCCGCCGCCGCAUCGGUCAUGUGCGAGGUCCUGCCCUCCAGCAGCGCCAGCGUGGGCAGCAGCUCUCCAACAGGUGGGGCCAGCAACGGCACGGCCCACAGUGGACACAGUGGUGGCGGCAACAGCAGCAGCACCACUACUGCCACCACCACCACCAACAACAACAACAACAACAACAACAACAACAACAACAAUGCAGUGCAUCAGGAUCUGCUGUGGAUGGAGAGGCUGGUGCUGAAGCGGCAGCAGGAGCAUCCCGGGGAGUUAGUGCGCACGAGCAAUCCUUACUUCCUGUGCUCCGCCCUGCCCUCCCAUUGGCGCUCCAACAAGACGCUGCCGCUGGCCUUCAAGGUCGUUGCUCUGGCGGAGGUCGGCGACGGCACCUACGUGACCAUUCGCGCCGGCAACGACGAGAACUGCUGCGCCGAGCUGCGAAACUGUACCGCCCAGAUGAAGAACGACGUGGCCAAGUUCAACGAUCUCCGCUUCGUGGGACGCAGCGGACGAGGGAAGAGCUUUACGCUGACAAUCACGGUUGCAACGAGCCCGCCACAGGUGGCAACCUACGCCAAAGCCAUCAAAGUCACCGUCGACGGACCUCGGGAGCCGCGCUCCAAGACAAGUCCUACCGGCGGUCCUCAUUACCGCGCCCUCGGCCUGGGCCAGCGGCCCUACAUCGACGGCUUCCCGAAGACGCUGCACGAACUGGAGACGCUCCGGCGCUCGGCCAAAGUUGCGGCCGCGACGACGGCGGCGGCGGCUGCGGCCACAGCGGCCACGGCAGCCACAGCAGUAGCAGCGGCCGCAGCAUCGGUGGCACUGCCCGGGUCCACCACCACAGGCGGAGUCGGAGUCGGAGUCGGAGUGGGAGUGGGAGUGGGCGGUGGCAGCAGUGGCAGCGGCGCGGGUCUGGUGCAACAAUUGAGCAGCAAUUACUCAUCUCCGAAUAGUACAAUCAACUCGGAUUGCCAGGUCUACAAGCCGAAUGCGCCCCACAUCCAAGAAACCGAUCUGAUGGGCGCAGGGGAAUGGACGGGAUCCUCGAGCUCCGCAGCCGCCUACUACCACAGCCAUGCCCACCAUCCGCACGCCCACCACGCCCACGCCCAUGCCCACGCCCACGCCCAUGCCCACGCGCAUCACCUGCAGCACCAGAUGGCCCUGCCGCCGCCCCCACCGCCGCCAGCGGCGGCUCCAGUGACCAACGGAGCGGGCGGCAUGGGCGUGGGCGUCGGCGUGGGCAUGGGAGUCGGGAUGGGCAUGGGGGUGGGGAUGAGCAUGAACCACUACGGGAGCGGCUACGAGACGGCCAGCUCCCUGGACGCCGGCAACUACGCCCACCUGCCCGCCGUCCUGCCCGAAAUGCACGGCCACGGCUUCGCCACGGAUCCCUACCAGACCGCUGGCGGCUACGGAACGGGCGCCGGGGCCGGCAAGUCCGACCUGGAGAACCUCGGCGGCGGCGGAUACGGGGCGGGGGGCUACAACAAUGCGGCCGCCUGGUCGAACGGCUACAACAACUACCAGUACGGCAACUGCUCGGCCUCGGCGCAGUACGGUGGCACGGGGGGUCAUUCUGCGGCCCCGCCCCCGCCACCUCCCCCGCCCGUGGUGCUCUACCCGCAACUGUACUCGACCGUCAACCAGAACCAGAUCCACCUGCACCUGCACAGCAGCGAAAAGCUCGAGCAGUACCUGGGCAGUGCCAGCGACCAGCAGCUGACCAUCAGCUCCCUCACGGGCAGCCGCUCCAGCAUCGAGAUCGGGCCUGCUGGCGGCCUGCUGGGCCUCACCGGGGAGCAGGAGCACCACCAGCACCAGCAACAGCAGCAGCAGCAGCACCUCCAGCAGCAGCCGCUGGAGCAGUCGUCGGAGGCCUCCAACCAAAGCUAUCAUCUGAGCCAUCACCAGCAGCAUCCCCACCAGCAGCAGCAGCAGCAGCAGCAGCAGCAGCAGCAAGCGGUGGAGCAGGUGCAACAGGGCGAGGGGGUGGGCGUUGAGGCACCGCGGGACGAGGAUGUGGGCGAUCUCACACAGGUUUGGCGACCCUAUUGACCCAACCGGAUAGCGGUGCCACUGCCAGCGAGGCCGCCACCGCCUCCGCCACCGCCUCCGCCACCGCCUCCGCCGCGCGCCUUCCUUCACAUCGAGCUGAACUGAGGGCCAGGGGAAGAGGAAGAGAGGCGCCAACAACCAGAAGAACUGUACAAUUUUUUUGUUUUUUUUUUACCCUAGGGAUAAAUACAAAUACAUAUACAUAGACGAGUAUGUAAGAGUAUGAUUGCAUGUGUACUAUAUCAUAAUAAGAGAUCAGUGGGCCAGUAAGCUGUAAAUACUUCAUAAACGGAAGGAAGACUAAGGGAUACCCCUAGAGAUGGCCCUAGCUUCUAGUGCACCCAAGAAGGACAUUUUUUUUUGUUAGCCCUAAGCCUAGACAUGUGUACUAUAUGUGUACAUUUAAUCGAUAAUUCCGCACAAUUAUCUAUAAAUCGAUGUAUGGAUACAUUUUUUUUCUGUUACUUUUUGUGUGAAUCUGCCAAACGAUUCGAGAAGAGGAUGAGAAGAGGAGAGGAGGUGAAGAAGAGCCGGAGAUGGAGAGAAGACUACAAAUAAAG